AUAAUUUUAACAUAUUAUAUUUUAGACAACUACAAAGAUGCCUGUAGGAUUAUGGAGCAGUAUCAGACCGGCUGCAACACCUCUGACCUACAGUCUGAGGCAGAGCAGGAGUGUGGGCCACCAGAUAAGAGGCAAAGGAGGCCAGUCCAUCGUUUCGGAGACUCUGACCAGAGCGAAGAAGAUGUGGAAGAUGUAGUGUCUCAGUUGGAAGCACUACCAGUGCUUCCAAGCCCAAGCCAAUUUCCCUGGCAGACUCCACUAUCUCGAAAAGUGCCAGGCAGUAGAUUCGCUGCUCCUCAACCUGGAGAAAAUUGUCCAGCAUCUCACCAUGGGGCAGGACUGCAUCACCCUGCACCCGCAUUGAGCAUGCAGAGAGUUACUCAAGGAACGGCAGUCCCUCCUCAACUCCCUCCACCCCCCGCACCAGCCCUCAACAUGCAGCCUUCUUCCAGCCUGGCCUACAGACCAACAUGGCGAGGGGGAAGAAUGGCCGAUACCAUUCCCUGCUCUGCGGCAGAGUUCCAAAUACUCAGCCUGCUGGAAACGAUAAAGAACCAGAACGACCAGCUUACGGCUAAGGUGAACCUACUCACCAGUAGGAUGAACAGCACCCCGGGGCCAGAUGUGGAGAUGCCGGACAGCAUCCAGUUUCCCCUGGAACAAUUGGAGGCAGUGGAGGCAUUUGAACAGUUUUUAAAAGAACCGUCAAAUGGCCCAGCUCGACAGAGAGUGGUGAGUUUUCUUACUUAAUUAGGUUUAGGUUUAUUGAUUGCCCAUGAUUAUUGCAAAUAUUCUAUUUUAGCAGCCCUGAACAGGCCUUUCCUGAACCGCCUAUUCCGAGUGGACAGUCAGUGAGUGACAAUCUCCCUGAUUUGGCAUUGUGUGUAAAGGUGGCACAGGUCCAUGAGGGUGUGAGCCAAGUACAUGUUUAGAUAUUUCUUUUUUUUUCAGUUUUUCUACAUUUCUGGACGCUUUCAACAGGAACAAAAACAUUUUAAAUGCAACCUAAGCUUAGGAUUGUUUACCUACCUGUCUAUUUAAAAAAAGAUGUCUUUGCCUUUUAGAUUUCUUCUUUGGCCAACAUUGGAGGCCAGGAUGUGAAGCGGGUGACCUGGAACAUACUGGGCAG
Molecule: messenger RNA, 1129 nt
Organism: Gadus macrocephalus (Pacific cod)
Lineage: Eukaryota; Metazoa; Chordata; Actinopteri; Gadiformes; Gadidae
Exons: 6
Coding region: 52-750 (232 amino acids)
Source: RefSeq, a predicted model, not a curated record